Sungouiella intermedia is the source of this 867-nucleotide messenger RNA. NCBI's taxonomy places the organism in Eukaryota, Fungi, Ascomycota, Pichiomycetes, Serinales, Metschnikowiaceae. The record is from the annotation of a GenBank genome assembly.
AUGUCCCACGAAAACUCCAUCCAAACCAACAUCAACCAAUUUGCCAUCAUUGGCGAGCUGUACGACUCGAAGGAGUCUGUUCAAACUCUCACUGACCUUUUCACUCUGUCUCUUCUCGACUUCGAUGUGGAGGCACCUCGGAAACUGCCAGAGGAGACCGAACAACCACUUACCAACGACCAAAUUUUGAAAUUGACAUCACAGUUCCCUGAUCCUGAAGCAUUAAUACGUAAAUUAAUUCAUAAGGACACUUGCAUCGUGGAUUUUGCAUGCGGAACAGGUCUUGUAUUGGAGAAGAUCGCUCCAUAUAUUCCUCAAGGUAAGUUCAUAGGUGUAGACAUCAGUGAGGCCAUGCUUUCCAAAUUCAAUGGCCGUGGAGAGAAGUUGAAGUCUACAUACCCUGACUUGACCAUUCAGUCUGUAUGUGGAGAUAUUAUGGAUAAACAGUUCGAUGCCUCCGAGCUAGAGAAGUCAGCUGACGUUCUUCUCUGUUCGUUGGCUUUCCACCAUCUUCACGAGUACAAGCAGGUUGCACAGAAGUUGAAGACACUUGUCAAGCCUGGAGGCUGGAUCUUUAUCUACGACUUCUACAACGAAGAUAAUGAACUUCCAGUGUCUGCUGCGUUGGCUGCACGUGGAGUGAGCCGUCAUGGCUUGAGCAUUGAUGAGAUGAACGACUGUUUCAUGGACGGAUGUAGGAACGUGUCUAGUGCACGCGAGUUCAAGGUGAAGCUUUGGCAGGAGGAGGAGUUUGUGCUUUCGCAUUGCUGUCUGGCAAUCACAGACCAUUUGGAACAGUAUGAGAAGAAAGGCGAUCUGUAUUGUGUGGAGUGCAGUGUGAUUUUGGGAGUAGCUCAGGUGGUGUGA